UCAACAUGGCGGCCUCAAAACUUGAUGAUGAGGUUGAUCGUUUUUUCACCGCAUAUUCGUCGAGGUCUUUAGGAUUUAUUAGAAAUUUGUAACGGCACCAGUUUGAAAUGUCCUGGGUUUUUGUGACGUCUAAAGUCAAUGGCCAAAAAGCAAGGAAGUAUUUUGAAGACAGAGGACUGUAUGAUAAAGAGCGGAAAGUGACAAAGUCUUCCACAAAUGAAGUAAUGAUUCCUUUACAACAAGAGCCAGCUGAAAAACUCAAUGAACAGUCAGGAAAAAGUGAUACAUCAUGGCUUGUUCCAUUUGAGGGGAGGGUUGAAUGCAUAGAUGCUGAUAAAUUGAUUGUAAGACUGGGUAGAUUGUCUCCUCAAGAGAAGUUGAAGAUUGCUUUAGACAAUUUAUUAUACAUGAAUGGUAGAACAUUUGAUGGGUUGUUACCAGAUGAUAUACCAUCACAUUGGGAGCAGCAUGGAGACCUUAUUCUAUUGCCAGAGAACAGUUUCACUUCAGAAAAAUGGAGAGACUUUGAUGGUGAAUUAUGGAGAACUGUUGCAAAAAGUCUUGGUGUCACAAGACUUGCCAAGAAAUCAGCUAUAUGUAGGGAUGGUUUCAGAACCCCCAAAGUCACUAUGCUUCUGGGUGAGAAUGGAUGGGUGACUCACACUGAUAAUGGCAUUAAAUACACCUUUGAUGUCACAAAGUGCAUGUUCUCUUCAGGAAAUAUUACAGAAAAGAUCCGAGUUGGAAAUUUUGACUGUUCUGGUCAAACUGUUGUUGAUCUUUAUGCUGGAAUUGGUUAUUUUGUCCUGCCCUAUCUUGUUCAUGCUAAAGCAGCCAUGGUUCAUGCUUGUGAGUGGAAUGAAAAUGCUGUAGAGGCUUUGAGAAGAAACUUGAAAUUGAAUGGUGUUGAUAAACAAUGUGUCAUUCAUGAGGGAGAUAAUCUGAAGUUUCCUCUUCGAGGAGUAGCAGACCAUGUCAACUUGGGCCUUAUCCCCUCUAGUGAGGCUGGAUGGCUGGUGGCUUGUGCUGCACUUCGUCUUGAUAGAGGAGGGUGGUUACAUGUUCAUGGAAAUGUCACAUCAAGUAUAAAAGACCAGAAAGGAAUAGUAAAUAGCAAAUUGUCAGAGUCAUUAGCUGGAGAAACCUGUCUGUCUGUAAGUCAAACCAAGAAAGCCAACAUGACAAGCCCACAGAGUACUUUUGAUGACAAUUGUGGUUUUAAUGGAGUAGAACAACCUCCAUCAUUCUGGAAACAAAACCACAUACCCUCCUGCAACAAGAAAGUAAAGCAAGAGUGGCUAGAUUGGGCAAAAUAUGUUGCUCAGACUAUACUGCCUCAUUUAAGGAAAUCACAUGGUAAACAAGAAUGGAAUGUUCAAGUGAGGCACAUUGAACAUGUCAAGUCCUAUGCUCCUCACAUAGAUCAUGUAGUGUUGGAUGUGGAAUGUUGUCCAUCAUGUGAUUAGUAAUCCUGGUGUUCUUAACCCUGGUUGUACAUAAAUCAAGUGCUUCUUUGGUUGGAUCUUAACCAGAAAAUUACUUUCAGGGCAAAAAAACAGAAAUUUAAAGUAAUAUAAUGUAUACACAUCCAAGUUAACGAUUAAUUAAAAUAAUUAUUUAACUAUUAUCAUAUUUAGUUUUCUGCAUACUUUCACUUUCCUUGAAACACAUUAAGAUUGAUGUGAUUGAAAUGAAUGGUAAUUUUGGAGCCAAUAUUGUGAAUCAAAGGGAACAGAACAAAGGAGAUAAUAAGACACCCAUACAUUGAUGUCAUUGUUUUGUAUGAAAAUGUAUUAUUUUUUAAAAUGGUAAAUACAGACAAGCGUAGUAUCCAGGAACAGAACAAGAAUUGUAACAUCCUGCUACAGACCAUCAUUAUUAGAGACUUUUUUUAAUUCCGAGAAUGGAGUCACAGAACCUCUAUUUGACCUUAACAAGCUUAGUUCUUAACAGUUACAGUUAGGCAUAGCUACCUAAAGGUGAUUUGUGAAAGAAAUGUCUUGAAUAACCCUAGAGCUGAACAUCAAAUAA
Messenger RNA from Pocillopora damicornis (cauliflower coral), 2031 nucleotides. RefSeq names its product tRNA wybutosine-synthesizing protein 2 homolog. Lineage: Eukaryota; Metazoa; Cnidaria; Anthozoa; Scleractinia; Pocilloporidae. Gene Ontology annotation, biological process: tRNA methylation; wybutosine biosynthetic process. The record is from RefSeq and is a predicted model, not a curated record. Gene Ontology annotation, molecular function: tRNA methyltransferase activity. Gene Ontology annotation, cellular component: cytoplasm.